CGACUCUGCAGCACCGUAACUGGAAGCGUAUCUUCUUAUCGGGCUGGGCGACUUUGUACAGAAGCUGUGCUGCGAAGCUGUAAUACGGACAGUCACGAUGAAAAUCACGGCGCUCUCGCGAUCCCUGGACAACCACCUUCCGGGCAGGUCGGGCGAUGCGACACCCGUAUCACGCAAUCUGGACCCGGCUUUGCAUCCUUUCUCCAAGCCGCGAGAGUACACAAGAGCGCUCAAUGCUGCAAAAGUGGAUCGCAUGUUCGCCAAGCCGUUCGUGGCCUCGCUGGAGGGACACGUCGAUGGCGUGUACUCGCUCGCAAAGGAUCCGGAGCGAUUAGGUGUCAUUGCUAGUGGUAGCGGCGAUGGAGAGAUCAAGCUGUGGAAUCUGCCUUCACAAUCAUGUCUGCAUACAUAUACAAAGGCACAUAAGGGUAUCAUCCAAUCACUCUCCAUGUCACCAUCCUCCACCUCUUCGCAGACAUUCGGCCGACAUCUUUUAAGCUGUUCGACAGAUCGCACAGUCAAGAUGUGGAAUGCGGACCCGCACCCAGAUCAUACCGGAUGGGCGGGCGAUGCCGCAAACUCGGAUGAUGAUGAAGACGAUGAUGAGGGUGCGGACGCCACUGCUGCUGGGCAAGCGAAACGUGGAGGGCUCUUAAGCUAUCAAGUGGCGGAGAAGAAGGCAAUACAACCUCUGGCACUGUACGCCGGCAAAGCCGCAUUCAACUCGGUCUCGCACCACUACGGCAAGCAACAAUUCGCAUCAGCAUCGUCAGUGAUACAAAUCUGGGACCUGAAUCGAUCAGGAAGUUCUGGGACCGGGCAAGAGGCGCUCAAUACGAUCACAUGGGGCUCUGAGACGAUCAAUGUCGUGAAGUUCAACGCCAGCGAAAGAGAUGUACUAGCGAGCGCAGGAAGCGAUAGGAGCGUAGUACUCUACGACUUGAGAGCUGCCAAGCCAUUGACGAAACUCUUCAUGACUAUGCGAGCAAACGACAUCUCCUGGUCGCCGAUCGAGCCCACUGUCUUUGCGUUGGCAAGCGAAGAUCACAACGUCUACACAUUUGACAUGCGUAACAUGGCCUCAGCCACCCAAAUCUACAAGGACCACGUUGCGGCGGUCAUGUCAGUCGACUGGGCACCGACCGGCCAAGAGCUUGUCUCCGCGUCGUACGAUCGUACUUUGCGACUGUGGGAGUACGGUCGCGGCGCGCACUCGCGCGACGUCUACCACACCAAGCGCAUGCAGCGCAUCUUCUCCGCUGCGUACAGCCUCGAUGCGCGUUAUGUCCUCUCCGGCUCGGACGAUGGUAAUGUGCGAAUAUGGAAGGCACGCGCGAGUGAGAAGAUCGGCAUUCUCAGCGGGCGCGAGAUGGCUGCGAAAGAGUACCGGGAGAGCCUGCAGAAGAAGUGGAGCCACACGGGUGACGUCAAGCGCGUAUCGAGCAGCCGAAACGUGCCGAAACCGAUCAAGGCUGCGCAGCAGCUCAAGCGGACCAUGCUCGAAGCAGAGAGAGUCAAGGAGGAGAGGCGGCGCAAGCACACCAAGACGGGCAACGCGAAACCCAAAGCUGCGAGGAAGGCGGCUGUACUGGCUCAAAAGGAAUAGAUCUCGCGCGUGCCCUGGUCCGCAUUUGUCCGCCCUCGCUUGCAUCCAUUGUAUCAUACUCAGCAAGCAUCCUCUUAGCAAUGAAGAUGUACA
Messenger RNA from Tilletiaria anomala UBC 951, 1699 nucleotides. RefSeq names its product WD40 repeat-like protein. Gene Ontology annotation, cellular component: small-subunit processome; nucleolus. Gene Ontology annotation, biological process: maturation of SSU-rRNA from tricistronic rRNA transcript (SSU-rRNA, 5.8S rRNA, LSU-rRNA). Bases 98 to 1606 code for a protein of 502 amino acids. The record is from RefSeq and is a predicted model, not a curated record. The transcript has 6 exons. Lineage: Eukaryota; Fungi; Basidiomycota; Exobasidiomycetes; Georgefischeriales; Tilletiariaceae. Gene Ontology annotation, molecular function: protein binding.